AUGAAUAAAACCACUCAAUAUAUUAUCGGGUAUACCUCGAUUUCUGUGGCACUACUAAGUUGGUCCAUCUAUGAUUCACUAUCUAAGUCCUUUAACUAUAUAAUGUUCAUCAUUGAGUUCACAGACGGAUUGAAACUUGGUAUAUUCAUCAACUCGAUUGUGUUUACCUUCCUUGUUAUCAAUAAGAUCUUACAAAUACUACUCUUUGGAACACUUCGAAUGAUCGAGGUGGAGCAUUUGUUGGAAAAACUACCUAUAUUUGCUAUUAACUUAUUUCUCAACUUGGCCACUGGUGACAACAACAUCUUAUUGAAUGUAUUGCUAAUGGGAAUUGCCAUGUCCUUCAAGGUGGUGCACGUUAUAAUGUUUGAUCGGUUAGACCUUUUGAAUCUUCAAAUUUAUAACAAGUUGAAUGAUGAUGAAUUUGGUGAUCGAGUGGAGUUGAAAGAUGUCAUCAAAUACUACAUAGGACUGAUCAAUUUCUGGCUCAACAUAAUGCUCAUAGCAAUUGACUUUAGCGUGGCAAAAUUCCUAGUCUACGAUGUUUUCCAAGGUGUAAAUUCAUUUACAUGUUUGUUGUUUGGAUUCCAAUUUGCUGUUCAAGGUGUUGAAGCAUUGACGAACUUUGCCAAGUUAUUGUUAGGAUUCUACGAGAUUGUAUUUUACAAAGUGAGAAAAAAUAACAGGGAAGCUGAGAGGGAAAGAGAGCUCGCAAGGGAAGGUUCCGAAGAGGUUGAGGUUGAUGAAAGUGAAAUACUCGAAGAUGUAGGGACUGACGAAGUUGAGGUGGACGAAAGUACAGCACCAGGAGAAGUACAGACUGAUGAAGUUGAAAUUGAGAACGACGAUGAUAAUGAGCUUGAUUAUGUUUGGGAGAACAAACCUUACUAUGGCAAGGCUAUAGAUAUUUCGUCAGCAUUGCUAACAGCAAUCUCCUAUGUCUGCUUCAUUUAUCUUCUAACAGUACACUCGGGAUUAUCAUUACCGUUAUCUAUGCUUCAAGGAACCUACUCCUCGUUGAGAAAAGCUUGGGUCCAAAUUUCGCAACUUUUGUCACUUAUUGAAUCGUCUAAACGAUUAGAUACCCAAUUACCCAAUGCCACAAAAGAGGACUUGGAGCGUUCAGAUAACUCUUGUUUAAUCUGUCUUGAUGACAUGUAUUCUGCUGAAGAGUAUCAUAGGCUAUUCAAGAAGCCACAAGCUCCCAGAAGAGUUCCCAAGAAAUUGCAAUGUAAUCAUAUCUUGCAUAUGGGAUGUUUGAAGGAAUGGUUGGAAAGAUCGGACAGCUGCCCCUUGUGUAGGCGAAAGGUGUUUGGACCUCAUGAUACAGCAACACAAGCUCAACAGCGCGCAGCUGAACAACAAGGUGUUAAUGUUCAGCCCCAGCCUCAGCCUCAGCCCGAGAAUCAACCACAGCAAGAGCCAGUGCCCCUGCCGCAACCACAACAACAACCAGAGCCACAACCAGAACAUAGAGCUGAGCCUCCACAACCAACUACAACUACAACGGUACCGACGUCACAACCCGAGGGAGAUCUUCCAAAUACAACAUCAAGUUCUGAUGCUGCUAGUAUAAUUGCUAAUGUGAACCGACAAACGGAGAUCCUCAGGAAUUCAGCCAUAUCACAAAUCGCCCCAGUCGAAGGGAGCUCGAGAGACGUGGAACAAAUGACUACAACAUCAACUCCAGUAAAUGCCGCCACCGCGGCUUCUUCAACUUCAAACCCUGGUGAACUUCUCUACCAAAUGAUCAAUCUACCCUCGACAGCAGUAAUACCACCUGAUUGGGUUCUACUCCCAUUGGAGCACAGUGAGGAAGAAGGUGUCGAUUACAAAGUUAGCUUAUCUACUGAUCGUAAAGCGAAUUUGAAGGUUCAUGAUAGGGACAGAAGUAGGAAUUUAAAGUUCUACAGCAUCCCAAGUGAUAGCUGGUAUAACGUAUGUACAUAA
Lodderomyces orthopsilosis Co 90-125 is the source of this 1950-nucleotide messenger RNA. Its product is annotated as E3 ubiquitin-protein ligase. The transcript has a single exon. The coding region runs from base 1 to 1950 and encodes 649 amino acids. The record is from RefSeq and is a predicted model, not a curated record. NCBI's taxonomy places the organism in Eukaryota, Fungi, Ascomycota, Pichiomycetes, Serinales, Debaryomycetaceae.